CCUGCAGACCCUCACCCUCGCCCUCGUCACGCCCUCGCCCUCGUCGCGCCCUCGCCCUCGCCUCGCUCUCGCCCGUCCCCGCCAGCCAGCCACCCGUCCCCGCACUCCGCUCAUCCACGCCGGUCGUCCGGUCGUCCGGUCGUCGCUGCGCCCAGGCCCGCGGUGUGCGGUAUCGUCGAACACGGUGCAGGCCACAUCCUUCCGGAGCACUUCCCGGAGCAGCUUCCAUUCGGCUAAGAAACAGUGCAUGAGGACGGGUGGGUGGACAAGAACAGGCGGGCAGUCGAGAAGCCGUGAGCGAGUGUGCAGGCAAGAGGCAGGCUCUGAACCGAGCGAGGUUGGGCGCGAGAAGUCGAGGACGCGGGCACGAGAUGGACGGUGUGCUACAGUCUACCUAGUAUAAGGGCGAUGACAAGCAGUUAAGAACAGGUGGAUGUGUGAGAUAGCAAGAUGACGAAGAAGGGCGGGUAGUAGGUGAGGCGAGGAGGGCAACGAGUGCGGGCGAACUGGCAAGCUGGCAGAUGAGCGAGCAAGCAGGGGCGUAUGCCGGUGGGUAGACGACAAGGACGGCGGUGGACGGGCAAGAGAGAGUGGACGAGCGAGUUAGCGAGAAGGCGAGCCUGA
Messenger RNA from Fomitopsis serialis, 624 nucleotides. RefSeq lists its product as uncharacterized. The transcript has a single exon. NCBI's taxonomy places the organism in Eukaryota, Fungi, Basidiomycota, Agaricomycetes, Polyporales, Fomitopsidaceae. The record is from RefSeq and is a predicted model, not a curated record. Bases 248 to 403 code for a protein of 51 amino acids.